This is a messenger RNA of Pichia kudriavzevii, 1590 nucleotides long. RefSeq lists its product as uncharacterized. Gene Ontology annotation, cellular component: mitochondrion; cytosol. Bases 1 to 1590 code for a protein of 529 amino acids. The transcript has a single exon. Lineage: Eukaryota; Fungi; Ascomycota; Pichiomycetes; Pichiales; Pichiaceae. Gene Ontology annotation, molecular function: mannokinase activity; glucokinase activity; fructokinase activity. Gene Ontology annotation, biological process: glucose 6-phosphate metabolic process; glycolytic process; intracellular glucose homeostasis. The record is from RefSeq and is a predicted model, not a curated record.
AUGAUAUCUCAACUACAAAUGUCCUAUCUCGUUAGUCAACUCAGAACAGAUACUGAAGAAGAUUCCCGGGCGCCGGUGUCGGGUCUGGAAAUAUUAAAGGGUGGGCCUUUACUAAUUUCUACAGAUAACUUCUCAGAUUCAUCCACAGAUUCACUUGCCCUGCAGAAAAAUAACACAAAUUCUGCUGAAGUCAAACAGGCCAUAAUGUCUUAUCUAAAAAUACAUGAAAUAGAGAAGAAUUUUGACACCAUCACAAGAGAAUUCGAAAAUUCCAUCCAUGAGUCGCUUCAGAAAUCCCAAAACUGCAUGUUGCCUUGCUUCAAUGUUGUCUGUGAUUCAAACUGUCUGCCCGACGAAUACUAUGCAGUGAUUGAUAUUGGCGGUUCGACUUUACGUAUUUCGGUAAUAAAGUUUUUAGAAGAAAAUAAGGCGGAGUGUAUUAUCAAUAAAUCAUGGGUUAUAUUUGAUGAUAAUAAGCAUUUAGACCAACAAUUCUUUGAAUGGAUUGCAGGUAAUUUUAAAUCUUUGAUUGCAAACGACAUGAAGGUUUUGCUGGAGAAUUCUAGGGGCUCUAUGAAAGUGGGUAUUACUUGGAGUUUCCCCCUAUUACAAAUUGAGGCACCAAACAGAGCUGUUGUUUCUGAUCUAGGUAAAGGAUUUUCUGUAUGCUUGGAAUUUAAAGGUAAAGAUUUGAAGGAUAUCUUUGAAGAAUCUUUUACCAGAUUUGGUCUUGACAUUGAAAUCUAUGCAAUUAUAAACGAUUCGGUUUCUGGGUUUGUUGCAGGGUCUUAUUUGAUAAACUCCAAGCUUGGAUUAGUUCAGGGAACCGGUGUUAAUUCUUGCUUCUUUGUUGACAAAGAGAAACUCUCCUAUGGAAAGAUUGGAUUUCUAAAGCCCAAUUUUGGAGAGGAGAAAAUCCUAGUCAAUGCCGAAGCUUCUUUUUUGGGGUAUCACCUCUUCCCCCAUAUAAGUGAGGCAGACAAAGAAAUGAACCCAUUGUGGGACGUAAUAUCCGAGCAAGAAUUGCCCUAUCCGCACAUGACAACGGGCGACUAUGGUGUGUUCCAGCCUCUUGAGGUGAUUACCUCGGGGAGAUACAUACCUGAGAUAAUUCGGAGGAUUCUUAUGAAGACCAUGGACAUGGAAAAGCAUUCAGAAGGAGGCGCCGAAUAUUCCCUGUCUGCCGAAUUACUCGGCGAAUUGUGUUUGUCUGAUGAUGAUGAUGAUGAUGAUGAGGUAAGAGGCAAACUGUGCACGGCUUUACAAUUGGAAUAUAUAUCAAAGGAUGAAAUUGGAAUCCUCAAGAUUAUAACAGAGGUGGUGAUCCAUCGUGCCUCAAUUGUUCUUGCUUCCUACAUUAUUGCCAUGUUGCGAGUCUCUGGCCACAUCGACACCGACAUUUUGACCAUCUCCGUUGUUGGGUCCAUGUUGCAGCAUUUCCCAAGGUACAAGGAAACCGUUCUUGAAAUACUGGGGAAUAAAAAACAUAUAUACAAGCUACCCAAUAUUACUUUUGGAUUUGUCGAGGAUAGCAGUAUCUACGGCGCCGCCAUUGCAGCAUGUGCAACCCAGAGAAGUCUAUGUUUAUAG